Neltuma alba is the source of this 459-nucleotide messenger RNA. RefSeq lists its product as uncharacterized. The record is from RefSeq and is a predicted model, not a curated record. Bases 1 to 459 code for a protein of 152 amino acids. The transcript has a single exon. Lineage: Eukaryota; Viridiplantae; Streptophyta; Magnoliopsida; Fabales; Fabaceae.
AUGCGACAGUUUGCUGAUUGUAUCCAACAGUCUGGCCUGAUUGUAAUAGACACAGUGGGUGACAGAUUCACUUGGGAAAGGAACAAUAUCAAAGAGAAAAUUGACUGGGCCUUUGGAAAUGAGGAAUGGAAUUGGUUGUGGCCGACUGCUAAGGUUCACCAUCUUAGCAGAUAUGGGUCCGAUCAUAGGCCUCUGUUCCUGAAUUGUAAGCCUGAAGAAGUCCAACAAAGAAGGAAAACUCCCUUUAGGUGUCAUGCAGCCUGGUUACUUGAAGAGGGAUUUAUUGAGGUGGUAAAGAAUGCUUGGGAGAGGGGGGAGUGGCUUGAUAAAGUUCAAACUUUUGUAGAGGAAGCUAGGAUUUGGAACAGGAAUAAUAUUGGGAAUUUAUCUGUCAAGAAGCAAAACUUAAUAAGAAGAAUUGAAGGCACUGAUAGAGCAAGAUCAAGAAGAGAUAACUAG